Ruditapes philippinarum (Manila clam) is the source of this 2394-nucleotide messenger RNA. RefSeq lists its product as uncharacterized. The transcript is spliced from 2 exons. Bases 1 to 2394 code for a protein of 797 amino acids. The record is from RefSeq and is a predicted model, not a curated record. Lineage: Eukaryota; Metazoa; Mollusca; Bivalvia; Venerida; Veneridae.
AUGUGGAUGAAUGAUUUACUAAUAGCAGACAAAAUUGAUCCUUAUGACAAAGAACUUUACAACCAUACGCUGAAGGAUGGAUUCGAGUAUGACUCCCAAAUGAGAAUAAAUAUAAUUGGUUUCUUUGCGCAAGGGAAAACGACCUUAACAAGGAGACUUUUAGGUGAACCUUUAGAUAGCAUUGCCUGUACAGAUGGUAUAGAAAUUUACCCGCGGAAGUGCAAAAUGCAUGGAAAAUUUUGGAAAACAAGUAACACAACAAACUUGUAUGACGAAUGUUCUCGGCGAUUGGUAGAUGUUACAAACAGGGAGCAUACCGUCCCUUUAGAGUUUGAAGAAGAAAAUGUCAUUGAUGCAAUCAUUGACACGUCAGAAGGUGGUGAGAUUAGGACAUUUAAAGGCGAUGUUUCGAGUGAGCCAGAAUCAAGCACACAAAUGAAUGUUGAGUGUAACAAACAGUUUAGUGAGCAGCAAAAUAAGCAAGCAAACGACCCGGAAAUACAGUUACAGACAUUGUUUUCUAAUCAUUUGAGAGAUGAAAAAGAAAUCAAUGAUCAAGAUGUACUAUUAGCAAAUAUUUGGGAUUUUGGUGGUCAAUUCAUCUAUUAUGCUACGCAUCAAAUAUUUCAUUCGAGGGACGCAAUAUAUCUGCUGGUGUUUGAUCUUACAAAGGAUCUUGAUACAAUCAUUAUUGACUGCGACUUUCCAGAUAGACAGGAGAAGAUGAGAAACAGUUUAUUGUUCUGGGUAAACUCGAUACAUGCGUUUGUUGGUGAUGAUGACUCGAAAGAAAACAUGAAACCGACAAUAAUAUUAGUAGGAACACACAGCGACAAGGUAAAGGGAAACGUUGACUCCAAAUUCCAUGAGGUUUAUCAGCUGUUUGAAAAUACAAAAAUCAGACACCAUAUAUAUGAGAAACCAUUUGCAGUUGCAAGUCUUGAUAAAGCUGAUGAUGGAAUAGACAAUUUAAAGGAGACAAUAUAUAACUUAGGCGUACAAAAUGCCAAGUGCAUCAAAAUACCAGCAAAAUGGAUUCCUCUAGAGAUUGCAUUGCUGAAUAUUCGAGAUGAAAAGGAAAAGCAAAUUUUAGAGUUUGAUGAGGUUGUGGCUUUAGAUAUACUCAAUACUCAUCCAAUCGCAGAUACAAAUGAAAUCAGGAAAUUCCUCAACUACCAUCAUGCGAAAGGCACAAUUAUCUUCUUUGAUGAAGAUGGCCUUGACAAGUAUAUUGUCCUGAACCCGCAAUUUAUGAUAAAUGCAUUUAGGUGCAUUAUUUCUGCCAAAUGGUUUUGUAGGUGGAACCACACUGUUCAGAUAAAUGCGAAGAAGUUGAAUCGAGAGGCUAUUCUAGAACCAGAGUUUUUAGAUGCUGUUUGGAAAGAAGAUCAGUUUAUCAAUUUCAAAAAGAUUUUGCUUAUGUUUCUAGAGAAACAUCGGAUACUUGCUGAAUUAAGGCAAAUGGAUGAACAAACUGGCAGUAUCCAACUUCUAGGAAAAUACAUGAUACCAAGUCUACUUAAGCCUGAGCUUUCACGACAUGAAACAAAUGACUUUUUACAACAUAAAAAAUACACAAGAGUCAUUCUUGGGCUUGAACUAGAAGGAUUAAUAUCUACCACAGUCUUUGAAAAAUGUACGGCGGCUUUGCUUGGCAAAUGGCCCCCUAUUGAAUACAACGAUCAAGUCCUUGUUUCACAACGUGAAGGACUGUAUCGUCUUGAUCUACAACACGCCGGGUUAAUACAAAAGUCGGGUGAAAACAUAGAACUGAUGGUUAUAAACCUUUGUCCCCCUGAACACCCACAAAGUACAACGUCUGAUCGUUUUCGUCGAUAUGUAGAGAUGGUUCUCACAUUUGAGAAACGUAAAAAUCAUUUACGUCAACAAGGAGAUGUAAAACCUUACCGACAUUAUUUCAAAUGUAAUGACUCUAAGCAUGAAGGCCGUGGAAGUCACAAUGUUCACUUUUUAGAUGAAAUCAGAAAUGAACCGAAGGUAUGUUGUCCAGAUAAUAGAAGUCAUCCGAUAUAUGUACAGGAGGCUAUUGCAGAAUGGUUCCAAGGAGAAGGCAUCACGGAUUUUGAAACCAGUAUUAUACGAAAAGCGUCGAAAAACGACAAAUUGGUUUCGAGAGUGGCACGAGAGUUUGGAAUUAAUUGGAAAAUGUUUGGAAUCGCUAUAGGUCUGUCAUUUGAAGAUUUAAAGUCAAUCAGUGACGAAUGUGAUCAAGUAAAAGAGUUAAAAAUUCUAAUAAUUGCGAUGUUCAAUGUAUGGAAAGAAAAAUAUCCGGAUGAUUCCGACUACAUGCAUGAAAGAGAAAACCAAAUCGAAAAUAACACCGGUAUUAAUGUGGACUGGGACAAAGUGCGAAAUUGCUUUGACGCUGGUUAG